AUGUCACAAAAACAUCUGAAAGAAGCCUUUAUCAGCAACUUAAAUGGAACUAGUUUGUUGGAAAUCUCUGCAGGCUUGUCUCUAGGUCCGCUCUGCCUGCUUUGCAGAGGGCUCCUCUUGAUUCUGUAUUAUCUGCGCUAUGGGAAACCCUUAAGUUCAAGGAAAUACAACCUGCUGCUGGACUUCCUCGUGCUAGUAUCUCCUCUCCUCUUCUCCUGUACGGUCUUGUCUCCAGUCAUCCUGUUCGUGCCAGCGAUCGUUGCAGCCUUCUGCGCCGGAAUAUUUUCUAAAAUAUACAGCCAAAGGAAACAUGAGACCCGAGUGCCUUUUAGGCAAAUUGUAAAAGACUUCCAGACGACAGCCUUGGAUCCAGGAUACAUUCCAGCAAUAACUGUGUUUCGUGUUUAUGUCAACGUGUUGACAUCCAUCUGCAUUUUAGCAGUGGAUUUCCCGCAGUAUCCCAGGCGAUACGCCAAAGCCGAGACCUAUGGAACAGGUGUUAUGGAUUUUGGGGUUGGAGCUUAUAUAUGUGGUAAUGCUCUCGUUUGUCCUGAAGUCAGACAGAAGUCUUACGCGACACAACCAAAAUUUUCCACUCUGCCCAGGCAGCUCUUUUCCGUCUGGCCGUUGAUUUUUCUCGGUGUUGGACGACUGCUUAGCAUUAAAUCUAUAGAUUACCACGAACACAUUUCAGAGUAUGGAGUGCACUGGAAUUUUUUCUUUACUUUAGCAUUUGUGAGGCUUGCAGCAUCUCUACUUUUAGCCAUUUUUCCCAAAAAUAAAUCUUGGCUCGUUGCUGUAAAUCUCGCUGUACUUUAUCAGCUUAUUCUCAACACAACCUCUCUGAAGAUGUUUAUCCUGCACGGGAGCAACGGCAGAGAUACUAGGAUUGGCUUUUUAAAUGCCAACAGGGAAGGCUUGCUCUCUCUUUUUGGCUACUUAGCCAUAUAUAUGGCGAGCGUCCAAGUGGGACUGUGGCUGCUGAAGUGCAGAAGCUCAGUCAGAGGCUGGAUCGAAGCCGUGCGCUCCUUACUGCUCACGGUUCUCGUGCUUUUCCUGCUUCUUCAGGUGUCGCAAGCGUACGUGGACCCGGUGUCCCGCCGGAUGGCUAACCUGUCCUACUGCCUCUGGGUGGUUGCUCACUGCCUGACUUUCUUCAUCUUCUUUGUGGUGACUGAUCUCACGUUGGUGUUCGCAAAGCUUCUGGUGAAGGGGUCCAGCGUGCCCUGUUGCUGGAAUGUCGUCAAGCCCCCUGGGACCAGUAGAAACCACGAGACGGGGGCCGUGCCGAUGGGGAGGGAAGGCAAGCUGGCGCACGCUUGCCUGAUCAGCGCUAUUAAUAAAAAUCAAUUGCUAUUUUUCUUGCUAGCAAACUUUAUGACUGGUGCUGUGAAUAUACUGAUAGACACAAUCCACAGCGAGACUGUAUUUACAUUAUGUAUACUUCACUUGUAUAUGUUUUUCAACUGUUUAAUUAUGCAUAUGUUGCAUGCCAGAAAUAUAGUAUUAAAGUUUUGGUGA
Messenger RNA from Apaloderma vittatum (bar-tailed trogon), 1521 nucleotides. It is a transcript of the gene PIGW, whose product is annotated as phosphatidylinositol glycan anchor biosynthesis, class W. Gene Ontology annotation, molecular function: glucosaminyl-phosphatidylinositol O-acyltransferase activity. The transcript has a single exon. Gene Ontology annotation, biological process: GPI anchor biosynthetic process; protein localization to plasma membrane. Lineage: Eukaryota; Metazoa; Chordata; Aves; Trogoniformes; Trogonidae. Gene Ontology annotation, cellular component: endoplasmic reticulum; membrane. Bases 1 to 1521 code for a protein of 506 amino acids. The record is from RefSeq and is a predicted model, not a curated record.